AUGAAUAUCUUCGAGAGGUUAUCAUCUUCAGGAUAUCGAGACAUCCGUCGAGAUCACGACGUUUUGCUGGAAGAGGAAGAAGAGGAGGACGAAGAGCAACGUAACGUCGAGAGAGAAGAACUAGACGGUGAAGGUGAGGGAAUAUUGGAGGAAGACGACAGGGAUCUGGAUGAAGAAAUAGAGGAGUAUCGAGAGGAACGGAAUCAACGUUAUCAUCGAAGAGGACAACCGAUGUCGUCAUCAGUGGAUUACCGUAGCCGUAAUUUCGGAUCGAAUGAAUUUCGCAGAUUCGACGAAACGUCGACCCGAGACGGUGUUCGAAUACGACACCAAGGCGAUACAACGAUCCUCACCGAACAUCGCGAUCCAUAUUCAUUCUACUGGCAGCUUGAUCAGACGCGUAAACCACAAGAAGACAUUCAUAAGUUUGUUCCUUUCCACUCGUCAUUAACAUUCUGUUGA
This is a messenger RNA of Anisakis simplex (herring worm), 462 nucleotides long. NCBI's taxonomy places the organism in Eukaryota, Metazoa, Nematoda, Chromadorea, Rhabditida, Anisakidae. The record is from the annotation of a GenBank genome assembly.